Messenger RNA from Didymella exigua CBS 183.55, 2293 nucleotides. RefSeq lists its product as uncharacterized. Bases 455 to 1855 code for a protein of 466 amino acids. The record is from RefSeq and is a predicted model, not a curated record. Lineage: Eukaryota; Fungi; Ascomycota; Dothideomycetes; Pleosporales; Didymellaceae. The transcript is spliced from 5 exons.
GGUACGGUAAGCAUCGGCUCGGGACUGGCAGCGCGUCCUCCCUUCAUACACCACCUUGCGCACUCGUCACCAGGCUCACUGCUAGGCGCACUGCAUCCAGUCACUUCCCUAGCGCAUGAGGACUAUAUUCGGGGUGGUGCUGGGCCAGAACGGGUGAACGGUCAACAUGUGGCGCGAGGCUGAGCAGGCCGACCCAUGGGGGCUGCACAUACCUGCAUCGCCCAGUCGAUGCGUCCAAUCGCAAUAGGCUCAGCUUUCUCUUCCAGGCCAAUCAUGAGAAGGUGUGCUCUCCAGUCCAUGUGUCUGCAUAGCUGCUGCGCCUGUAGAGUCCUUCAGCCUGGUGGGUCCUCCACGCUUACACGAGGUCAAAUAUGCCUGGACUCCUCCAAAGUGGAGUCUUAUCUGCAAUCUCAACCAACUUCUUGGAAACGCUUGUUAUUAGGGCUGAUCCGAAAUGUCUAGACCAGAGCAGAAGGAGUAUCCGUUCGGUCAAACCUCGUAUAUCGCCACGUUUGACGAUGGGCAACUUGCCAGACAUGAACUCAAAGAGAGCGAGCCAUCUUGGCGAUCUGAAAGCUACGCGAAGGAUUCCAGCUUGCGCAUCCUAGACCAUCAUCAAGGGGUUGGAACUAUCCGGACAUGCAACAAUCGUGAGCUUGACGAAGUUUUGGCUGGGCCGCCAAGGCAGCUUCGAAUCUUUCUGCUUCUGCCAACUGUGCACGAAAGGAUCGCAGAAGACCUCUUCGAGCAAGCAAAAAAGGCACACAUCCAAAAUGGCAUGACAGAAGCGGAGGCUGCUUUCGAAGUGUCGAAGGCAGCUGCUAUGCUGAAGAAGAACGAACUAUACGACAAGGCCAUUGUGGACCCUGCCGAUCCACAGGACCCUGAGAUGCGGAGAGAGGAUCGUAUGAACAUCUCAAGAGAUGCACUUCUGAAGAUCAUCACUAAAUAUGAUAUCGCGCCUGGGACGUGCUCACACAUACGAGGCCAAGAGCAGAUUUUUGGCUCCCGUACAACCAAGAACAAGAACAACGAGGUUACAGCUGUGGAGUUCUGGUACGCUAUACGUGCCAGAGCCUACUUCCGAGAUAUCGACAAAGAUGCCGACCUCAAGAUGACAGUAGUCACCAAGUACGACGUCGCAACGAAGUCGACGGUUGUGUUGCUGAAGUACAGAUCGUUCAACGAUCUGGCGACGAAGCUGAAAGUUGAUCUUGUUUCAAAGCUGGAGGAACUCAUCCAACAACCAGAAACCCAAGACAUCGCCCACAAUCCUUUUGCUGUGUCUCUGCUACACUUUAACUGUACGGCCCAAUGGUACAGGCGUGCAGCAAGAGAUCCAAGAGAUAGUGUCAGAGACGAAGAGGAAAAGGCACACGUUCUUUCCAAACAACAGAAGAACGAAUUAAAAGCCAUCAAUGUUCGACGCCUGCAUCUGACCAUGCGCAAUCUCGACCAGGACAAACUGCAGCUCAAUCAAACCAUCGGUACUAUCAAAAGUCUCCGCAAGCAACAUGAGUCGUUCCAGAAAUACGUCAUGAAAAAGCUAGCCCUAGAAGAUCGAGAUUGGUUGUAUCUGCGAGUUGACGAGGAGAUGGACCGUUUGGACGAUCAACUCCGAUACCUGAGGGCCUCUAUCGAGGAUGUUUGCGGUCGAGCACAGAGACUGCUGGAUCUGCUUUUCAAUCUCGUGGGACAGCAAAGUGCUCGCUGGAGUGAGAAAGUUGGCACGCAGGCCAUGCACGAGAGUGCCAACAUGAGAGCCAUUGCAAUAGUGUCAAUGCUGUUCCUACCUGGAACCUUCAUUUCGGUAAGAUCGUAUCUUACAUCAUGGGCGUUCUUUAACGUCUCGUAGGGUAUCUUGGGAACGAAUCUUUUUAGUCAAGAAGAGAACAAGUCAUCCGGUCCGGACGACCUCGACGAUUCGCCAUUUCGCGCAGCACGUCAAUGGUGGAUCCUACUGGUCACAAUCUUCCCGCUUACCUUCGUAACUUUCCUAGGUUGGUGGGUCUGGCGAAGGCGAUCGGAAGCCAAGAUCAAGGGUAGCAUCAUGGAGGAAGACGAGAAAGACAUGAAGAUGCAGGAGCUCAAAAAUAUCAGCAAGAUGCAACGAAAGGGUAGCCUGGCGACUAUAGGUAGUAGUCUGGCGAACUUCAACAACUCGUGGUUCCGUCGUUUUGGGAAUGGGGAGACAUAUGAGAUGGGUAGAUUACCAAAAUAAGUCUAGCGUCGCAAGGGCUAGACAAGCCCUGGAGUCAGCCUUGUCGGCAUCUUCGUGGCUCUAACGCACGUC